Molecule: messenger RNA, 255 nt
Organism: Ilyonectria robusta
Lineage: Eukaryota; Fungi; Ascomycota; Sordariomycetes; Hypocreales; Nectriaceae
Product: cytochrome b5-like heme/steroid binding domain-containing protein
Exons: 2
Coding region: 1-255 (84 amino acids)
Cellular component (GO): membrane; intracellular membrane-bounded organelle
Molecular function (GO): heme binding
Source: RefSeq, a predicted model, not a curated record
AUGUCGGAACAGUACACGGCCGCCGAGGUGGGCAAGCACAAGAGCGCUGCCGACGGCUUCUGGCUCAUCGUUGAGAGCGACGUCUACGACGUAACGAAGUUUAUGGACGAGCACCCCGGCGGCGCAAAGAUCAUCAAGCGCUGGUCCGGAAAGGACGCCACCAAACCCUUCUGGAAGUACCACAACGAAGACGUCCUCAAGAAGUACGGCGCCGGUCUCAAGAUUGGCAGCGUGCCCGAGAAGGCCAAGCUAUAG